CCAAAUGAUAAACAGCAUUUUAUAUGUAAUAUGCUUAAAGUAUUUUUUGUUCCUGUACAGAAAAAAUUACUUUUCUUUACUCUAGUUAAAAUAACCAGUUCACUCCUAUGAUCAUAAUGGAACUGCUGAUGCAGGCUUCUUCCAAAACUAUGGAGAAAAAAUGGAUGUAUGGAGUUAUCUACUCAUUCAUGCAAAUACAUCUUAUCUGGGGUCUUCUAAAAGGAAGAUUUGAUGAAAGAAACGUCAUCUAUGCUACUCCUGGCACGGAUGUAAACUUGACAUGUCAGCUUGAAAAGAGAAGCUUGUUGGUGCAAACACAAUGGUCCAAAAUCACCAAUAAUACAGAAAUAAUAGGUCUCUAUCACCCUUUGUAUGGUUAUAACUGUGGUGUUAGAACCUCCUGUGAAUCCUUAGUCUCCUUCACUGUAUUGUCACCAAAUGUUUCAGAAUGGACUUUGUACUUAAGAAAUGUAUCUGCUGCAUUGAGUGGGAAAUACGAAUGUAGCUUUACUUUGUUUCCAGAGGGCACUUUGACAAAGAUCCAGAAUCUCCUUGUACAGAAUGAAGUUGCACAAGAUGAGAAAGGUGGCAACUAUACAGUAGAAGCGUUAUUCAACCACAUACUGGAAAUUCCUUGUUUUCAAAACAUAUCCUCAGUCAUUUCAUCUGGGAUUACUGUUGCCUGGAUGAUGGAGAAAAAUGGAAAGCAAGAAACUCUUAUCCAAAACAGCACCUUUCUAAAGAACAGAAGCAUCCUACUAAAAGACCAUGAACUCUAUCUGCCAUCAGUUGAAACCUUUGAUGAUGACAGAAAGUUUUCCUGUCACAUUAUAAUGCAAUCUGGCAAAAUCCUGAAGAAUGUCACCAGAAUUAAAGUUUUUGCUAAACCAGAAAUCUCUAUGAACAUGCAGAAUAGCUCCACUGAUACCUUGGAAGAGCAGAAAAAAUUUAGCUGUUUGGUGAAGAAUAUAUUCCCCACAGCAAAUCUCUCAUGGUAUAUAGAUGGAGAGCUUCUUCAAAAUGAAAAAGAAGGCAUACACAUUACUAUUGAAAAGAGGAAAAGUGAUGAAGGCUUUUAUGAACUAACAUCUAAGUUGAGGGUUCUGAAGCCUAACCAGCCAAUUCUACCCAAUAAUCUGACAGUUUGGUGCAUGACUCUGUUUCCUGUCCCUGGAAAUGAAGUGUGGAAUAUCUCAUCCAGAAAAAUAGUUUUUUCCUUCAAUUAUAUGAAUACUCCAAUAAAUCCACCUUAUAUCGUGGCAUCUGCUUUUUCCACUUAUAUGUCUCCUGUUAGCAGCACAGGCACACCAGGUUAUAUGAACACUCCAACAGAUCCAUCCAAUAUCACAUCUACCACCUCCAUCAUUGCACCUUCUCUCAGCAGCACAGAGAGGGCAGAAUAUAUCAGUACAACUUUAGCUAUCCAGCUGGAGAUGAGUUCCACAUUAUCAAAUCCACACUCUACCUCCUAUACCCACCAUUUCACUUCCAGUGUAACCACACAAAGAUAUCCAGACCAUAGCAAAAAGAAAACAGAAUCAACCCACCAAUUCAAUUCCAGUGUAACUACACAGAGUUAUCCAGGCCAUAGCAUGAAGGAAACAGAACCAACCAGCCAGUUCAAUUCCAAUGUAACUAGACAGAGCUACCCAGACCACAGCAAGAAGGGAACAGAAGCAAAUUUGGGGAUGUUCACUUUGAGCUAUAGCUCAAGACCUUCAGAAGUAGACACAACAUUGAAUGGUACUGUGUCUAACAUACCGAAGAGUCGAAUGCCUUGGCCAGUGGUUGUGGCAGGUUUGCUUUUUAUAUGCGUUUUCCUAUUUGGUCUUGGAAUAAGAAAGUGGUGUCAGUACUGGAAGGAAAUCACAGAAAGACCACCACCAUUCAAGCCUCCACCACCGCCAAUCAAGUAUGUUUGUAUUGGAGAAUCAGUUGGAGGUGAUCUUCCCUGUCAUGAGAUGGAAACUCUCUAAUCUUUCCUCUUGGGAAUUUACUGAAUAACAGUACCUGUCCUCUAUCCUAUUGAGAAGAUAAGAGAUUUGGUGUUUUGCCUUAUUCUGGCCCAUCUGUCAAACUCACACCACUGCAAAAAUGGAUGUCAGAUGUGAAUCACCUCUUUAUACAGUUUCUAACUGUGCCAUCUGCAUGUAUCUCAAAUUGAAACAGGAUGCUUGGAAAUGUCUGUAGGAUCAACGGUACUCAUUCCAAACAUUAUGAUCUUCAGAGAUUUUAUUGGCUUAAUAAGAGAUACAAUUUAAAGGAUAUAUAUCCUUUCAGCUUCCUACUGCAGCUGAAAAAUGUUGACAUUUUUUCAUUUUAACUGUGAUUAAUAUGACAGCAAUGUUAUAAGCAUAUGGAGACCAAGAUCGACCCUCCUAUUUUUUUCUGCCAGAAUUCUGAGCUAUUUACUCACACAAUAAUCAUCUUUGAAGUUUUUCUGGUUUGCUACAAAAACUGAAAAGGAAAAAAAAGUAGAAGCAAAAAUACCUAGCAACAAGGUGGAAUAAUGAAGAAGUGAGGAUGGUUUCCGCAACAGCAUUCCUAGUGGUUAUUUUCAUCCCCAAAAUUGACACAGGGACACAAAAUCAUAAAAUGUCUUUUUUUCUCUUUCCUUCUUCUUGCCCCAUCCAUCCAAAUCUUUCUUUCUUC
This is a messenger RNA of Sarcophilus harrisii (Tasmanian devil), 2652 nucleotides long. RefSeq names its product CD96 molecule (gene CD96). The coding region runs from base 108 to 1976 and encodes 622 amino acids. Gene Ontology annotation, biological process: cell-matrix adhesion; inflammatory response. NCBI's taxonomy places the organism in Eukaryota, Metazoa, Chordata, Mammalia, Dasyuromorphia, Dasyuridae. The record is from RefSeq and is a predicted model, not a curated record. The transcript has 16 exons.